CCGUACAGACCGUAUAUACGUAUGCAUAUCGUACAACUGUAUAUACGUAUGCAUACCGUACAGACCAUAUAUAUGUAUGUAUACCGUACAUACCGUAUAUACGUCCGUAUAUCAAGCAUAUACGAGAUCCAAAAAUAUUUGUAAGAGGUAAGGUUCGAACUCCCGACCUCGAACACGAAGGUUUUGCUCCCAACCACUGAAGCAAGAGCUGCCUUCAUUAAUAUAUGCUCACGUGUUAUAUUUAUUAUGUCAUAAGCGACAUAAAUAAAAUAACAGGGAAGGCAAGGUUCGAAACCUCAACCUGCCGCACGAAACCUUUUUCCCCCAACCACUGGAGCACAAGCUGUGCUUAAUAUAAUGUGUACAAAUGUUAUACUUAUUAUGUCAUAAGCGAACAUAAUAAAAAUAAACGAGAGGCAAGGUUCGAACCUCUGACCUCUUGUACAAGAGCCUUGCUCUUCAACCACUAGAGCACCAGCUGCUCUCGUUACUAUCCAUGCAACUUCUUUUAUUUAUUCUAUCAUAAGCGAUAGAAUAACAACAAACUGUCGGUACACUCCACGUGCCACGACACGUCUCUUCCGUGAUUUACGGAAAGCAAAUCACUUUCGGCUAAAGCUGUCUGCCACAGCGUCUCGAGGUUCGGCCUGUCCCCUUACACGCUCUCCACGCGCCAACAACUUUUCCGGGUUUUCGGAUGACUUUAAUCCAACGCGUAGAUUGAAUCUCAGAGAUCGUCCAUCCAACGGUGGAGAUCUGCUCACCUCGUUCUAUAAAUAGGUGCAUCCUGGAGAAAAACUGUUCACACCAAAGAAAAGAAAUUUUCCCCAGCCAUUCUCUCUCAAACUCUGCAGUCUUCCUCUCGAAACUCAAAUCCUUUCUUCAUCAAUUUCAAUCCUUCUCUUCUGAUCUUCUCUCCCAUUUGAAGAUUCGAUUUCAUCUUUCCUCUGAGAAUCUCAGAUCUCCAAUCACCAGUUCAACAACUCCAAUCCUUCUAACAAAAUCUCCCUCAAACACUAAACCAUGUAUUCCUCGAUAUUCACAUCCUCUCACCUCAUGACCCAAGAGCCACGAACUCUGCAACUAAUGGAGCUCCAAACCCCGCAACAAAUGGAACCACAACAACAGCAACCAACAGAGGAGGGAGGAAACACCCAAGCAGCUGGAAGUAGUGCCAACAUGGAUUUCUGGCGAAGCCGUACCAGAUGGAUUCCUACUCCAGAACAAAUAAGAAUCCUCAAGGAUCUUUACUACGUCAAGGGAUUUAAGUGCCCAUCUACAGAGCACAUUCACGAGAUCUGCCUCCAGCUGAACCAGUAUGGACAUGUUGAGGGUAAGAACAUUUACUUUUGGUUCCAGAACGUCAGGGCUCGAGAGAAGCAGAUGAAUAGGUGUAAUCAGGCUGCUCCAGUGCCCAUGGGAACUAGUUCUCUUGGUACUGGUGGAUCCAUCGAUCUCAAUUUUGGGUCCACUGGUUCUACUGGUGCUGGUGGAUCCAUCGACAUCAAUUUUGGGCCAGCUGGUGGAUCCAUCGACAUCAAUUUUGGGUCCACUAGUUCUACUGAUGAUGGUAGAUCCAUUGAUCUCAACUUUGGUUCCACCUAUUCUACUGGAGGACAAACAUCCCUACAACAACGAGGAGGAGAUCACCAGGAGGUUCAAACUCUUCCUCUGUUCCCCGUGCACGGCGAGGACGUCUUUGGUAACCUGAAGACUACUUCCGAGGAAGGUAGCGCAUUUGGUUACUAUUCUGGUGGCUCAGGCGGUUACCACAGUGGCUCAAACGUUUCUCUUGAGCUCAGCCUCAACCCAUCCGGAGCUGCUGACUAGGCUUAGUAUAGAAUAGUCCUCGUUUCCCUUUUUGUAAUAUAAAAUCAAUAAGAUUGUGUGCAUGUUUUCUUUUCUUUUUGUUUAACCAACAACAACACCAAGGAUCGAACCUUGGUCACUCAAUACUCUUUUCAAAACCAUCGAGAACUCUGCUGCACACAUCUUUCAUAAUGAUGCAAUAAAACAAUCACUCAAAACCUAGCAAUCAAUUAAGUCACACAGAGGUCAAGCUAGUAUCCUCUGAGUCAAACCAAACACAAUAAUUUCGUCGCUAGAAUUAGGGAUUAAUAAAGCUAAACACUUCCUGAGUUAGUUAGGAAAAACCCACAUCUUUAGAGUUACACUUACAACUCUAAAAAAAAUCUCGAUCAUUCCAUCUAUCAAUUGCUUCAACAAGCAAUAUGUACCAUCUUAGCAUCCACUAAUCGAUACUGGUACAACACUCAGUAUCUCACCCACGAAUCACCUCACUGCUCAUUUGGUGGUAAGUCAACAUCUAGUGGUCAAAAUUCUGUGAUUAUAGCACUUCACACUAACCACGUCAUAAUCCAUAAUCUGUCCUCACAACAGUAUCUGGCCUCAUAAAUUAGUUAUACAACCCUAGCACUCCUAGAGUUGAAAACAACGUUAUUACCUAAGCUCAUACAUCAACACAAUGUCUCUUCACAGUCAAUCCUAUCACGAGGUCAUAUCAAUCUUUCCAUAAGUCAACCAUACACAAAAUCCAUCAUAGUAACAACGAAUUAUGCAUCACUACUCAACAAUAGUCAGUGAAGCAGCACUCCACAAUAAUUUCCAAUACCAUCCGCAGACCUCAAACCACACCCCGACAUUUAGCUAAUAUAUAGUAGCUAUCCUAAACACCAAACAACUGAGCAUGAAUGAAUGCUCCAUUAUAACACAAUUCCAUCACUAAGCAACCAAUAACUGCUAAGUAUUCUUCAACUCAAAACAUCUGCAUAUCCAACUAAUGGAAAGUAUCACAACUACUAGUCAAAUACUCGUAACGACUUUAGAUACAAGCAUUGGUCAAACACCAUGACCCCAACAACCAACGACUACAAUGCACAUAAGGAUACUGUUUUUCGUGGAAACCAUCCUCAAUAACUCCACCAGAGUUUAAU
Rosa rugosa (rugosa rose) is the source of this 2954-nucleotide messenger RNA. Its product is annotated as protein WUSCHEL-like. Gene Ontology annotation, biological process: plant organ development. The transcript is spliced from 2 exons. The record is from RefSeq and is a predicted model, not a curated record. Gene Ontology annotation, molecular function: DNA-binding transcription factor activity; DNA binding. Bases 1024 to 1830 code for a protein of 268 amino acids. NCBI's taxonomy places the organism in Eukaryota, Viridiplantae, Streptophyta, Magnoliopsida, Rosales, Rosaceae.